AUGGUUUUCAAGUCCACCUUCUCCAUCCUUCUCGUCGCCACCUUGGCCGUCAUCUCCAACCUCACCCCCCAGGCCGAGGCUCACUCUUGGGCCGACUGCAUUGACUGGAAGCCCGACGGCAGCUCGAACCAGUGGACUAAGGGCAAGUGCUUGGGUUACGCCCGCCGCUACCCCACCAAGCCCAAGUUCGCCUCCCUCGAUGAUGCCGAUCCCAACCGCCACUACCAGCAGGCCCACAAGAACGUCAACAGCCAGCCCGCCUGCUCGGACGGCAAGGUCGGUGAGGAGCCCGGUGCUGACGAGACCCGCCCUGCCAAGAUCCCCGAUGCCUACUACAAGACCUCAGGCAAGAACUCUGCUUGGGGAAAGAUGACCGUCACUACCGCCGGUGAUACCCUUUGCGUCCGCUGGCCCGCCAAGAACCAUGCUGGCGAUCGUGAUGGUGGCCGCGUUCUCAUCAACUGGAUGAAGGAUGACUUGAAGAAGAACCACCCCCAGUCUGAGUUGAACAAGUUCCAGAUUACCACCCUUGAUUACUCUGCUUGUGACAAGGCCCAAAACUCUGACGUUCGUCCCUGCGGUGGAUGCUUCAAGGUCCCUGCUAAGUCUACUCCCGGCAUGUACCUCCUCCAGUGGCGCUGGCGCCUCAACUCCAACGAGUGGUACACCUCGUGCGCUGACGUUCAGGUCACCGGUUCAGGAUCUUCGGCAUCUACUACUUCUGCUGCUGCUCCUCUCCCUACUUGCAAGUAA
Molecule: messenger RNA, 753 nt
Organism: Linnemannia hyalina
Lineage: Eukaryota; Fungi; Mortierellomycota; Mortierellomycetes; Mortierellales; Mortierellaceae
Source: the annotation of a GenBank genome assembly